Molecule: messenger RNA, 3806 nt
Organism: Gasterosteus aculeatus aculeatus (three-spined stickleback)
Lineage: Eukaryota; Metazoa; Chordata; Actinopteri; Perciformes; Gasterosteidae
Gene: prrt1
Product: proline-rich transmembrane protein 1
Cellular component (GO): membrane
Source: RefSeq, a predicted model, not a curated record
UUAAGACAACGAGCGCUUUGUGUGAUUAAUUCAAUGUACGGCGACGCGUUACCGGAGAAGCGCCCGUCAGAGGAGCAGCGGCACGGAGAAAGAGGACCGAGGAACACCGACCGCUGCGGAGGAAACACUUGAAAUCAGUAUUGCAAUAAAACCAGUGGGUGUUUUUUUAUUUUUUUUAUUUUUUUAUAAAGAUGAAGACAUCUUGAGGAUGGCUUGUUUGGACUAAAAGUCUGCAUCAUCGCGCACGAAAGGAGUGAUUUCUUUUUUUUUUUCUUUCCCAGCAUCAGCUUGGGAGUAAAAAUACACCACAGGAAGGAGGACAGAAGCUCGGAAGGCAUGUCGUCGGAAAAACACGGUCUCGAUGACGCUGGCCGUCAGACCAUGCAGCCUCCUCCGUACCUCUCUGGCCCGCAAGACCCAAACGCACCCCAACACCCCGGCAUGCAAGCGGCACCGGGCAACCAGCCCAACUACCCUCCCCCGCCCCCUCCUCCGGGCUCCGACGGGUAUCUCCAAGAAACCCAGUUCCACUGCGGCCCAAUGACUCCUCAGGGGGCCCCGCAGGGCUACGCGGUCCAGACCCAGGCCCCGGGAGGGGCCAUGUCUCACGCCCCUGUAGGAUACCUCCACCCGGGCUACCCGCUUCAGCUCCAGCCCUGCACCGCCUAUGUACCCGUCUACCCCAUGGCAUCGGGACAACCCUACAUGCCGGCCGGAGGAGGCCAUCCAGGGAUCCCACCGGGCCAGAUUCACCCCAUGCAAAUGCCACCGAGCAUCACCUUAAUGGACCGUCGACCGCCACACGACUACCUGCCCAUCGCCGUGCUCACCACCGUCUGCUGCUUCUGGCCAACGGGCAUCAUCGCGAUCAUCAAAGCAGUGCAGGUGCGCACGGCGAUAGCCAGGGGGGACAUGGUGACGGCGGAGAUAGCCUCCCGCGAGGCACGCAACUUCUCCUUCAUCAGCCUGGCGGUCGGCAUUGCCUCCAUUGUGCUGUGCACCAUCCUCACCGUGGUGGUCAUCAUCGCCUCGCAGCACCACGACGACGACUGGGAACCGUAACUCCACACAGCGUCAGACAGAUGGGAAUACAUGGCAUAUGUUAGCAUAUAUGGAGGAAGGAGGAGCACUGAGAACGUACACAAACUGCUACUGCAUUGUUGGCCCUAUUGUGUACAGCUGCACACACACACACACACACACACACACACACAGCUCUGACCAUACCCGCUACCAUGAAUCACAUAAAACGACGACCAAAAGCCACCAAUUCACAGCUGAUGAUCAAAUGCCAAAUACAAGCGCUGUCAAAUGAAGCAAACGCUUAAUAUUUACACUCAGAAAAGAGCUGCAUGAGAAGCAGCUUGUGUUAACAAUUCAUUUGACGUUGAUUAAUUCAUAGGUCAUGUGUUAAAUAUUCUAGAAACUAAAUCUACUGAAUGGGUCCAUGCAGUUUGUUUUUAGGAUAUUUAAAUGCACAUUUUAGUGUUACAAGUUAAAAAAAAAUGCAGUUGACCUGUUUUAUUCUUUAAAACGAAGGAAAAGUGCAAUGAUGAAACAGAAUACAGCUGACAGAUUGUCAAACUGAUUAAAAGUGUUAAUGGGAGUGAACAAUACACAUUUAAAACACCAUCAGUCAUGGAGACUGACUGUCUAAUGUAACCAAACAGAGUAUUUAUCCAAUAUUGUUUUUUGAUGGAUAUUUUAGCUGGAUAAGAUGAUAAUUAAUUAUAUGUUUGUUAUUUAUGAAUUCAUUCAAUAUCUACCCAUGCAUUGACUUUGUCUGCUAUAAUUUACAGUAUAUCGUUUAUUGCAGCUAUCUGACACUUUUGAAUUGGCUUAAGUUUGAUAUCUGAUGCACUCCGCAGUAACAAGACGAGACAAUGCAGCUGCUUACCUUCAUAGUUGAUAUAGAGCAUGAUAAGUAUAAAUUUAAGCUAAUGGGGCGUUUAGUGCAUUAAUAGCUUGUCACCCAGCUGUUGGUGCAAAUAUUUCCUGAAAUGUCUACAAGCGUGUGGUAGUUUUGUUUUUUUCUCAAGCAAGUUACCAUCCAUAAAAAAAAAUGAGACAAUUUUGCUGAUUAUUAUAUAGUAUUUGAAUCUUAUGUUUGCAAAUAUGCUUUUAUGCAAUAUUUUAGGAGCGUAUUGGCCUAUUUUGUGUUGCACAUCUUAGCUAUUUGAUCUCCCAGACACUGUGUGUGAAACUCUAGUGCAACGUUAGACCCAUGAGGCAGCAUCGCCCUGCAUGUCAUCCUCAGUUUGUUUCCAUCCGUCUAAAAUAUUGAAGUUAGUGUCGGGGGCCACAGUUAGAUGUGCGACUGUGAGCUCCUAUGACGAUGUUUCACUGUUGUAACACGAUGAGCCGGGGUUUCAUGUGAGUAUGGUCUCCUUAAUGUAGCAGCAGUGCUGCUGUUUAUAAGAGCCAACAAAGCUGUAAGUCAACGGUACUGUAUGAACUGUUACAUGAGGUUCACGGGAGGAGCUGAAAAUGAAUGUUUCCAAUGGGAGAGAGGGAAAAUAUUAAUGCCUAUACUGUAUUGUAGCACUUUCUGCUCAAUGAUCAAUCUUUUCUCUGUUUCCUCUUUUCUCUUUUUGUCUUUCUCCUGUUCACAUGAGUUAUUGGACCUAUCAACAUUUCUCUUCUGACCCCCUCUCCUAUAUUGGAUGAUGAUGCUAUUUUUAAAAGAGUUAUACAGAGAUAUUAAAGAAUAAUGUUUGUUAAUAAUGAACAACAAGAGAGAGAGUAUAACUACAGUAUAUUCUGUUGUUUAUAUAUUAUUAUUGUUUUUAUUACUGCCAACUGCAUUGCACUUGAUUUUCACUCGCGUAAUAAUAAGUACAUCCGUGCACAAAUCUUCACUAAAAUCUGUUCCUAAAAGCCAACUUAGUAAAAAAAUUAUUUUGUUAUUUUCAUGACACGUUUAGACAUGUUUAAAAGCAAUUCUUCAUUUUUAUUUUACUCAAUGAUCAAUUUCCCCACUUAAAUAUGUAUUUUAAACAUUGAAAUUUGACAAAAUGGCUCUCGUUAAUGAGUCUGUUCUACUUAAUGGGACAAAAUCAUACUUGCUUUGUAGGGGGGAUUAAAAAACAAGAAUAUAGCUGCCAGCUCCAUCAGCUUGUUUUAGAGAUAGAAAACAUUAACCAGUGAGCUUUAGAGGUCCUACCAAGAUUACAAUUGGAUACAGCCAGACUAGCUUUUCCCUGCUGUUGCUAAGCUAAGCUAAGCUAAGUAGCCCCUCGCUGUCGCUUCAUGUGCAUUGUCCCGGUAUCGAGUAAGAAAUGUUGUUGAAUAGGGGCACUAAAUUUCUUUCACUUAAACCCAUUUGACAGAUGCAAGCCCCGUCCUUAUAUGAGUGACUGAGGGAUAUUUCAGUGUUAAAAGAGUGAAGCACAGUAUUGUGUAGUGUUAUAAUUGUACACAAGGCUCUGGCGGUGUGUGUGUGUGUGUGUGUGUGUGUGUGUGUGUCUAACGAAUAGAGUCACUAGCAUAUCUAAGGUUAGUUCAUGCAGCGUGGCUUCAUUUCCCUGUUUGCUUUCUGAUGGGGCUCAGCAACAUGACCGUGUUCUUACAUUGCUGAAAGAUGCGUUUUUUGUUUUCUUAUUUUCAGUUUUUUGUUUUUGAGCUUGUAAAUGCGACGGGUUGCUUGUUGCAAAGAGGCAGAAAUGAGCUGUGUACGUGUGGUUCUCUUGGGGUUUACUAUUACAAUGAUGUUCAUGGCUGUGUUGCACACGCGUUGGUUGUUUCUGACUUCAGUUGUUUGAGUAACGAAUAAAAAAAAAAUCAUUUUUGCGGAUGUGAACGAAACA